AGUUAGUCAUUUUUUUACGGAUCUACAUUUUGUUGAAAUAUAUUCGAUCAGUAUUUCAUUUGUGUAUAAGUUUAUUUGAUGAUUCAAAUCACAAUAGUUAGUUGAUUUUUUUAGAAAUUUUGCAAGUUGGAUACAAAAUCAACUGUAGAUUUAAUAGUUUACAGUGCGUAUCGUAUUCAAUUAUUAUAAGUUUGUCAUCAGGUCUACAUAAAGAAUAAACCUAACGCCUAUAAAAUGAUUGAAGAUUAUUUUGGAAAAGGAAAUAAAUCGACUGCUUCUAUUAUUCCAAAACCUAGUUACUAUAAAGGCCCUAAACAUGAACCGUUGAAAAACAUGACCGUUGGAAAUUUGAUUGAUGAAGCGGCAGAAAAAUAUCCGAACAGAGAAGCUAUAGUUUCUGUACAUCAAAACCGAAAAAUUACUUUCUCAGAUCUUAAGCAUGAGGUAGACGAGUUAGCUGCUGGUCUUUUGGAAAUUGGGAUGAAACCAGGUGACCGGUUAUGUUUAAUGGGUUCGAAUUCAGUAGAAUGGGAAAUCACAUUAUUAGCAUCAAUUAAAGCUGGCAUAAUUGUGGUAAAUAUAAAUCCAUUGUAUAUGAAAAAUGAACUUCAUCAUUGUCUGAGCAAAGUUGACGCAAAAAUGCUGAUUGCCCUCGAAUUUCACCCAAAUCAAAACUAUUAUGAGUUACUGAAAAAUAUUGUUCCGGAAAUUGCUCAGCAACCUCAUGGUAAACCAGUUACUACUAGACACUUGCCUAAUUUAGAGUUUAUAGUGAUGAACACAGAAAAAAACCUACCUGGAGUCAUUAAAUACUGGGACGUAUGUCAAUCGGGCACGAUCAAAUCAACAUCAUACUUGAAAAAAAUUAGCCGCGAAUUAAAUCCUCAAGCAAUAUGCAACAUACAAUUUACUUCUGGGACAACUGGUGCACCGAAAGGAGCGUGUUUGACUCAUAGUAAUAUUGUGAACAACUCCUAUUUCUUUUGCAAGAGAAUGAUGUUAAUGGAAAAGGAACACCGAAUAUUGUUGCAAGUUCCAUUCUUUCACACUUUUGGAACUGUAAUUGGCAUUAUGGUAAGUUUAAAUAGCGGUAGUGCACUGAUACUGCCAGCAUUUGGUUAUAAACCAAUUGAAUCUGCGAAGGCCAUUUUUGCUGAAAAGUGUACAAUUUUGUAUGGAACACCAACGAUGUACAUAGAUUUGAUUAACGCUUCCAAAGAACUAUUGGAUCAAGGGCAUACAUUUACUACUCCUGAAAUUGGAUUAUGCGCAGGUGCGCUGUGUUCGCCCAGUUUAUUCAAACAAAUUAAAACCACAUUCAAUCUCAAAAGAAUCGCGUCGAUCUACGGCAUGACAGAAGCGAGUCCUAUUGUGUUCCUUUCUAAUGUCGAUGAGUCUGAACACAAAGCGUUAACUACAGUUGGUCAAGUGCUCGAUCACUCUGAAGCUAAAGUUGUGGAUAAAAAUGGGAUCACUGUACCGAUGGGCAGACCUGGAGAGGUUUGGUUUAAAGGCUACAACGUUAUGCCUGGCUACUGGAAUGACGAGGAAAUGACGAAAAAGGCAAUAGACGACGACGGAUGGCUUAAAUCUGGUGAUAUUUUAAUUAUGAGUGAAGAUGGUUAUGGUGUGGUGACGGGCAGGAUUAAAGACAUUAUAAUCAGAGGCGGUGAAAACAUACAACCGCAGGCAAUCGAGUAUUUUUUGGAAUCUCAUCCAGAAAUUAUCCAAGCACAGGUGUUUGGAAUACCAGAUGAGAGACUUGGUGAAGUAGUAUGCGCCGCUAUAAAAAUUACAAAAGGAUCUACCAUUGACGAAGAAACUGUAAAAAAUUAUUGCAAUGGCAACAUCGCAAGAUUUAAAGUUCCAAACCACGUUAUGAUCAUAGACGAUUUUCCAAAAACAGUCUCUGGGAAAAUUCAAAAGUUUAAACUUCGUGACAUCAUGCAGGAUUAUAUAAGAAAUAUGAAAAAUUGUCAAUGAUAUUUGUUAAUUAUUUUUUUGGUUCAGCGCUAAUAUGAGUGAAUUAGUCUUAUAAUAAUUUAUUGGAAACACCUAAUUGCAAAUUAUGUUUUGAGUUCAUAGACAAGUAGGAACAGUUGUUAAUAUUAAUUAUGAUGGUCUUUGUUGAAACAUCAAAAAGAUAGUUACAUUAUAUUAUGAACAUUGAAGUAUAA
Molecule: messenger RNA, 2177 nt
Organism: Rhopalosiphum padi (bird cherry-oat aphid)
Lineage: Eukaryota; Metazoa; Arthropoda; Insecta; Hemiptera; Aphididae
Product: medium-chain acyl-CoA ligase ACSF2, mitochondrial-like
Exons: 13
Coding region: 235-1983 (582 amino acids)
Biological process (GO): fatty acid metabolic process
Molecular function (GO): medium-chain fatty acid-CoA ligase activity
Source: RefSeq, a predicted model, not a curated record